AAGAGGCGGAGGCUGGCGGCCCGCAUCGCACCACCAAUGGCGAGCGCAGAGUUCUUGGAACUUAUCGAGACAGAACUCGCAGCUAAACGCAGCAUUUUGAGACAGACUUCACUUCGGAUUUGGGCGAACCCGGAAGUGUGUUUUGAAGAGCACAACGCGCACGAUCUCCUCUGUGACGUCUUGGAAGAUGGCGGCUUCCGAGUUACCCGCCACCAUAUCCUACAGACAGGAUUCAAAGCCGAGUGGAGCAGCCGCGGUUCCGCAACGCCGAGAAUCGCCUUCGUCUGCGAGUACGACGCUCUGCCAGAGAUCGGACAUGCCUGUGGCCACAACCUCAUCGCCGAGUGCGGACUUGCCAUGGCCUUCAUGGUGAAACGUGUGCUCGAAACAUCUGACCAGAUCGACGGCACAAUUGUCGUCAUCGGAACCCCGGCCGAAGAGGGCGGCGGGGGAAAGAUCCUAAUGAUCAGUGCCUUCGAUGACAUCGACGCUGGGUUCAUGAUCCACCCGUUCGGGGGAGGGGACAGAGCUUUGAAUGGAAAGACUCUCUGCAGCGCGAGGUUCGAGGGAAUAUUUCGCAGCGACGUUGACUGUGAGCGUUCGGUGCACGUCAGUCGAGAUCUGAACCGGAAAACGGUUGCCCGUCAAAGCUCGAUGGACGCUGCCGUAGUCGCUUACGGGCACUUGGCUCUUCUGCGAAAAACGAUGCCCUCCUCUUGGCGGCUCGGCGUUGUGAUGAAGCCGAUGGAAUCGAACAAAGAAACUCGUCUACAAAUUUCCUAUCGAUCUGUAAAAGGAGUCGACAUGAGGCCCCUGCGAGAGAAAAUCGUGGUCUGCUGCGAGACCGCAGCUCAGUGUACGCGCUGUGAGUUCGAGUAUUCCCACACGAAAGAGUACCUCGAGCAGUGGCCGAACCACACGUUGACAGCUCGAAUCGGGGAAUACUGUACCAAUUUUGAAGAAGACAUGGAACUCGUACGAGAAGGAAAAAAGAGGGAGACCCAGCUUCUGGGUUCCAGCGAUGCCGGGAACGUUUCCCAAAUCAUACCUUUUGUUCAGGUCUUCCCUUGCAUUGAUGGAUUGGCGAACAUACAUCACAAGAAUUUCACUGACGUUACGAAGACCGCUGCUGCCGAGGAAACGAUGCUCGAGGUAGCGAAAGCGUGUGCGAGAACCGCCAUUGACCUCCUAUCUGAUCCCAAGUUCCUCGAAGCCGCGUGGAGCGAGCUGCGUGCACGACAGCUCGAGGAGUUUUCAGAAAGUCGUAACAUCGACGCACAUUUAUCUCCGUGA
Galendromus occidentalis (western predatory mite) is the source of this 1293-nucleotide messenger RNA. Its product is annotated as peptidase M20 domain-containing protein 2. The transcript has 2 exons. Gene Ontology annotation, molecular function: dipeptidase activity. Bases 37 to 1293 code for a protein of 418 amino acids. NCBI's taxonomy places the organism in Eukaryota, Metazoa, Arthropoda, Arachnida, Mesostigmata, Phytoseiidae. The record is from RefSeq and is a predicted model, not a curated record.